This is a messenger RNA of Paramecium pentaurelia, 1233 nucleotides long. The record is from the annotation of a GenBank genome assembly. NCBI's taxonomy places the organism in Eukaryota, Ciliophora, Oligohymenophorea, Peniculida, Parameciidae.
AUGGCUUUAAAUCCACCAAUCACUUAAACUGGGGUUCCAUUAAGAGUGGACCAAGAGUUUUUUAUAUUGUUUAGAAAUGAAAUGGAAGGAUAAUUUAAAAUUGAAACUAUGGGCAAAUUUAAAGCAAAAGGAAAAGUAAGUAAUUGUUAAAAUUUAGGUAUUUGUCACAACAUGCAGAAUUGUUUUUGUAAAUGACAAUUUUUAAAGGGAAUCUUUUAAGUCUUUUGAUAUUCCCUUGGCUUAUUUGAGUGCUGAGAGAUUUCGGCAACCAAUAUUAGGAAGUAAUUAUUUAGAGGGGGAUGUUGAUCCAUUAUAUAAUCUAUUACCAGGAAGAACUCAUUUUAAAUUAUGGUUCAAAGCAGGAGGUAGGAAUCAUUUAACAUACUAGGGUGUGAUAGAUUUCUAAGGAUACUAUUUUCUGUAUUAACAUAAAUUAGAAGAUCACGUGGUUCUGGAUAACGAGUUCCUGAUGCUCGUAUGAUGGAAAACUUUGCAAGAACAUAAAGUUAGGCCUUUGUUGAUCCUAAUGAUCCAAGUGUUAUCUAUGUACAAUAACCUCAGUUGUUGUAAUAAUCUUAUGGAAAUACAACUUGGGGCAUUCCGUAAAAUCGAAAUUAAGUUUCUCCAAUAGGGGCACCCAUUUAUAGGAUGCCACAAUAACAAUAUUAAUAGCCACCUAUGAAUCAACAGUAUUAAUAGCCUACUUAAGGUUAUCAAUAAUAUUAGUAGAAUCCUUAAGGUUAACAAUAAUUUUAACAGAAUCCACAGUAGAAUUUCUAAAAUGUACCUUAAAUGGGUAUUCCUGUUAAUUAUAAUAUGGGGUAUUAACAAUAACCUUAAACAAAUUACACUCAACCUGGAAUUUAAUAACCAUAGUAGUAUAUUAAUUAACAAACCAAUCCAUAUUUUCAAUAAAAUCCUUCAUAGAACUAGGCAAUCAGUCUUUCUGUCUAGCCAAAUCAAUAAUAAUAAUAAUAGUAAUCAUCAUAAACAUAUGAAAAUUAAUCACCAUAACAAAUAAAUUAGAAUGAAGUUCCUUCCAUAUAAUUAAAUCAGAAUUUAUCAAAUACUUAAUUAGAAUAAAAUAAUAAUUAAUAAACACCUAUUUAAAAUAAUGAUCAAGUACCUUAAAACUAACCUUAAGCUGAUUAAGUUAGGAACCAACCAAAUACAGCUUAUUAUUUUGGUUUAUGGGGUCCAUAAUUACAAUCGAAAUAAAAUGCAAUAUUAUGA